Solanum verrucosum is the source of this 1485-nucleotide messenger RNA. RefSeq lists its product as uncharacterized. NCBI's taxonomy places the organism in Eukaryota, Viridiplantae, Streptophyta, Magnoliopsida, Solanales, Solanaceae. The record is from RefSeq and is a predicted model, not a curated record. Gene Ontology annotation, molecular function: nucleic acid binding. The coding region runs from base 1 to 1485 and encodes 494 amino acids. The transcript has 9 exons.
AUGGGAGCACACUCUUAUGCUCCAAAGAAAUUGGACCUGGAUCUGGAAAACAGGCCAAAUCCUCCAGAAAAACCAUCCAUUGAGGAGCCACUUGUGCUGGAACUGAAACAGUUUCCCAGUCAUCUGAGGAAGCUGAACAAGUGGACCCUGAAGGAUAACUUCCCGAUGCCUUUCAUGGACCAGAUGCUUGACAGGGAAAAGACAACCUUAACAUGUCCUUAUGGCACAUUUGCGUUUAAACGCAUGUCAUUUGGACUAUGUAAUGCACCAGCAACGUUCCAAAGGUGUAUGAUGUCUAUCUAUUCAGACAUGGUAAAAGACACUAUAGAGGUAUUUAUGGAUGACUUUUCAGUGUUAGGUGAUACAUUUGAUAAUUGUUCGCUGAAUCUUAGAAGGGCCCUACAAAGGUGUGAGGAAGCCAACCUAGUGCUGAACUGGGAGAAGUGCCAUUUUAUGGUUAAAGAAGGCAUAGUCCUUGGGCCCAAGGUGUCAAAAAAGAGGAUAGAGGUCGACAAGGCCAAAAUUGAGCUUUUGGAGAAGGAGGUGAAAUUUAUUUUUGAUGAGGCAUACCUUAGAGCCUUUGAAUGCCUGAAUGAGAAGUUGAUUUCUACCCCCGUGAUCAUUGGCCCAGAUUGGGCAGAGCCAUUUGAGGUGAUGUGUGAUCCAAGCGUUACUAAACAGGAACUGUUGGCUGUGGUGUAUACGUUUGAGAAGUUCAGAGCUUAUUUGAUGGGCACCAGAGAGUUUGAUUUUGAGGUAAAGGAUAGGAAAGGUUGUGAGAACCAAGUGGUUGAUCACUUGUCGAGGUUGGAGGCUGAAAAGAAAGAGGAACUCGAGCUACACAUAAAUGAUUGGUUCCCAGAUGAGCAGGUGGAGCUGCUUGAUAUGUGGGCAAUCGACUUCAUGGGCCCAUUUGUGAGCUCCUAUUGGCAGAAAUAUAUACUAGUUGCAGUAGACUAUGUGUCCAAAUGGGUUGAGGCAGUUGGUUAUCCUGAGAAUAAUGGUAAGAGUGUUGCUGGUUUUCUGAAGAAGAAUGUCUUCUCAAGGACAGAUUGGGCACAAAAGUUAGAUGAUGUUUUAUGUGUAUAUCGGACUGCUUUUAAGAUGCCUAUUGGUAUGUCUCGAUAUCAAUUGGUGUUUGGAAAGACAUGUCAUUUUUUGGUUGAGCUUGAGCAUAAAGCACUUUGUGCUCUACAAAAGCUGAAUCUUAGUUGGAGCGAAAUAGCAAACAUGAGACUAGAUCAGAUUAAUGAGAUGGAUGAGCUCCGUUUGAGAGCUUAUGAGAGACUUUGCCUGUUUCCGAGAAAAUUGAGAUCCAAAUGGUCAGGACCUUUUACGGUCACUCAGGUGUUCCAGUCGGGUGCGAUUGAGCUUGAAAAUGACAAGGGCAAGAGGUUCAAAGCCAAUGGCCAGCGAAUCAAGGCAUACUUGGGUGUUCCGGAGGAUGUGAAGAUUAUGCAGGAAUGUAAAGUUGAUGAAGUCUGA